CAAAGCGGCAGUAGGAGGACUGCGCAAAAUAAAAUAAAUAAAUAAAAUAAUAAAAACACUCCCAAACACGGCCCCGGAUUUAUGCCCGACUGACGUCAUGUGGAGCCACCGUCCUCUUUGACAGGAUCCAGCACCGACGAGCACCGGCGGGGAGAGAGAGAGGGAGACAGAGAGAGAGAGAGAGAGAGAGACGGUGGGAUAAAAUGCUCAACAUCCACCGGGGCCGGUAGUAGUAGUUUGCCUCGUCGCCUGCAAAGUGAAGCCAGUCGUUGGGAGGAGAGAGAGAAAAGAGAGAGAGAGAAGAGAGGAGGGGGGGUGUUCGCUUAGCUCGACUGCGGCGAACUAUGAGAGCGCUUAUCCGUUAUUAAAGGGACCUCAGCGGCUGCUUUCUGCCUCAAAACACCCCCCAGCUGCACUCGGAGCAGAGCAAAAGGGAUAAGCAGCCAGAGAACAACUACUAAUCCCCCCCCCCCUAACCUAACCUACCCUAACCUACCCCCGAGCACGGUCACAUUCACGGCGGGGCUUUUUUUUGCAACCCGACAGAAAAUGGACAGGGCUGCACGAACUGGAUUAAAUGAUCGGGAGUAACGGGAGGCGAACAGAAGCGGAAAACCUGAGCAGUGUUAUGCCCGUUAAACCCCGUGUGGUCUUCACUUGACUGGAAAUGGGAGCUUUAACGAGCAGGCAGAACAUAGGCGUGGAAGAAGUGGACAUCCCGUCCAAUUCGGUGUACCGUUAUCCACCGAAAUCCGGGAGUUACUUCGCCAGCCAUUUCAUCAUGGGGGGAGAGAAGUUUGACUCCACCCAUCCGGAGGGUUACCUGUUUGGGGAAAACACAGACCUUAACUUCCUGGGGACCAGACCUGUGGCGUUCCCGUACGCAGCCCCUCCACCUCAGGAACCAGUAAAGACGUUACGAAGCCUUAUAAACAUUCGUAAGGACACGCUGCGGCUCGUACGGUGCAGCGAGGACCUGAAGCUGCCAGGUGACGAGGCGGCGGGGAAGAACAGGGCCUGCUACAACAUCGAGUUCACCUUCGACGCUGACACACAGGUGGCCAUAACCAUCUACUACCAGGCCAUGGAGGAGUUUCAUAACGGAGUGCCAGUUUACCUGCCCCAGGACAGCUCUCUGCAGUCUGAGACGGUUCACUUCAAGAGGGGAGUGUGCCAGCAGUUCUGUCUGCCCUCACACACCGUCAACCUCAGCGAGUGGGCUGACGAGGAGCUGCUGUUUGAUGUGGACAAAGAGAUUUUCCCCAUGGUGGUGCAGGCUGUUGUAGACGAGGGGGAAGAACAUAUGGGCCACUCUCACAUACUGCUGGCUACAUUUGAAAAGCACAUGGACGGGAGCUACUGUGUGAAGCCUCUGAAGCAGAAACAAGUGGUGGAUGGAGUGAGUUAUCUACUGCAGGAGAUCUAUGGGAUAGAGAACAAAUACAACAGCCAAGAAUCAAAGGUUGCCGACGACGAGAUCAGUGACAACAGCGCCGAGUGUGUAGUGUGUUUGUCGGAUGUGCGAGACACGCUCAUCCUGCCGUGCAGACACCUGUGUCUCUGCAACGCCUGCGCAGACACUCUGCGUUACCAGGCCAACUGCUGCCCCAUCUGCAGACUGCCAUUCAGAGCUCUGCUGCAGAUCCGAGCCAUGAGGAAGAAACUCAGUCCUCUGUCACCAACCAGCUUUAACCCCGUCAUCACUUCACAGACCUCUGACUCGGAGGAACACUCGGCGUCGGAGCACAUCCCUCCAGGCUACGAGGUGGUGUCUCUCCUGGAGGCGUUGAACGGCCCCCUCAACACCUCGUCGGUGGCGCCUCCACCUCUCAACUCUGGUCCCAGCCACGUCUCUGGAGCGCUGCCUCCGUACAGCAGUGAGCCUCACCCGGCUCCGGCUCGCUCCCUCUCCCCUCUAGACCACUCCAACUCCAGUCAGGGACUCAAACUCAAGAAGAGCGGUUCAAAGUCACUUUCCCAGAAUUCCUCCGUGCUUCCCGAGGAGGAAGAUGAGAAGUCUUGCAGCGAAUCGGAGGCCUGUCGCCACAAACUCGCUGUGGACCAGCAGGAGAGCGGAGUGACUCCAGACAGCGAGAACCUCACUCUGUCCUCGUCUGGAGCCAUCGACCAGUCGUCCUGCACUGGGACCCCACUCUCCUCCACCAUCACCUCCCCUGAAGACCCAGUGAGCAGCAGCCUGGUCCAGUCAGUGAUGUCCAUGGCGUCGUCCCACUCGCAGCACUCCCACAUCAGCACUGACACCAUGUCCUCCAUGUCAGGGUCCUACCUGGCCGGGGCCGAAGGCGAGCCCGGGGGGGACGAUGGGGCAGACGUGGAGGGCGAGGAGAACCAGGACGCCCCCAUGGAGAGCCGAGGACCAUCGCAGCAGGACGGGGAGUUUUCCCAGGAGCCAAAGGAACAAAACUACUCAGUGGCUGUAGAAGAGCAGGACUCAGAGGGGAACGAUGUCACUGAAGAGGACUGCUCCUCUCCGUCUAAUGGGAAAGGUGGGCGGAGCAGGUGUCCAGAGUUGGCCAAUAACAAUCAGGGCGUCGCCCUCUGUGACACGCCCUCUUUGGGGUUGGAUAAUGAGCAGGCUCCCGACAGCCGAUUCGCCGGUCUGAUGUACCUCGGGGGCUACAGGCCUGUUUUGGAGCCCCUCCCCCACCACCACACCUCCACCAGCAAUAUCAACCUGGAGGAGCAGGGGGCCGAGAACAGGGACGGCCAGAGUCCUAAACAUCCCCGCCGCGGACCACUCAUUGUGUAACACACUCGCAAACAAAAAAUGCACGCACACAAAAGAAAAAAAACAAAACA
This is a messenger RNA of Morone saxatilis (striped sea-bass), 2820 nucleotides long. It is a transcript of the gene rnf157, whose product is annotated as ring finger protein 157. Gene Ontology annotation, biological process: protein ubiquitination. Gene Ontology annotation, cellular component: cytoplasm. Lineage: Eukaryota; Metazoa; Chordata; Actinopteri; Moronidae. Gene Ontology annotation, molecular function: ubiquitin protein ligase activity. The record is from RefSeq and is a predicted model, not a curated record.